Ambispora gerdemannii is the source of this 1008-nucleotide messenger RNA. NCBI's taxonomy places the organism in Eukaryota, Fungi, Glomeromycota, Glomeromycetes, Archaeosporales, Ambisporaceae. The record is from the annotation of a GenBank genome assembly.
AUGGAUGAUAACGAAGAUGAAAUUGUAACCGAAAAUUACGAAGAUGAAGAUGAUCAACAAUCUGACUUUAUUAAAUUAUUUGAGAGUUCUCUUGAUAAGAAUAAAAAGAAUCAGAAACAACUUCCAAAACUCCCACGUCGUGGUAAAAAAUCCACCACCACCUGCAAUAACAAUCAAACAACAACACACCUUUUAGAAACAUCACGUGACACACUACACAAAACCAUAUCUCAAGAACGUAAAACAAUAGCGCGUAAUUUGUGUCAUGCAAUUUGGCAUGGGGCGCCAAUAAAUCAAGGACUGCUGACCAAAGUCCAGCAUCAAGAUUUUCAUCGAGAUAUUGGACAUACAAACGGUAAAAUUUGGUUAUGGCCUGAAGAAGUGUUGUGGUUGAUGGAACGUGGCGUGUUGAUGUUGCAAUAUUGUGGAGCUCCGGUUUCUUUGCAACAAGCAGAAAUAUCAGGCAAGGUUUAUGCGUAUCUAAAAAGACUUGGAUACAUUGUAAUUAGAGCGCCUAAUGCUUUUCAUACAUCAUCGUCAUCAUUAAAAAAGCAUUCACCUACUCCUCCUACCAGCACAUCAACAUCAUCUUCACUAUUACCAACAACAAGAUUUCACCAGUUUCUACUAAACUUAUCGACCCCUGGAACUUGUAGCUCUUUUGAAGAAGUAUUCGAAAAUCUACAAAUAAUUAAACGGAUUGACGAUGACGACGAAAUAUACAGAAAUCAAUCGAAAGAUGAUGAAAACAAUUAUACAAUUGAUUAUUAUGUGUAUGCGGGCUGCUCCAAAUUCAAAAAGAAACAACCGGGUGAGCCAACAUUUCGUGUUUGUGUCACCAGUGCAGAAUCAAAAACUCCACUGGCGUUUCAUGAUUUUUCUAAAAUAUUCCGUGAACCAAGUAAAAUCAUAUUUGCUAUUGUUGAAGGUGCAAAUAUCGUGUUUAUUUCUCGUCAAGCUGUUAAUUUUCAUGGGUUAAAUGUGAAAAUUAUUGGUGUUGAUUGUUGA